Pocillopora meandrina is the source of this 3924-nucleotide messenger RNA. NCBI's taxonomy places the organism in Eukaryota, Metazoa, Cnidaria, Anthozoa, Scleractinia, Pocilloporidae. The record is from the annotation of a GenBank genome assembly.
AGAACCUCUCAAGAGUAUCUUUGUGGCUUCAUCAUUCCAUUAUCCGUGACUGCUGUAUUAACUAUUGCUGUAGUAACUAUGGGGUCUGGCCAUGAUACCAGCACACCAUGUUCUGUCACAUCCGCUUUCACAACUGGAGGGGAAACGGUCGAAGGCUACGCCCUAUUUGGAUACACUUUUGAAAAUGUUUCGGUGACAGGGCAGUUCAGUUGUUGGUUAGAAUGUCAGCAAAAUUGCCAGUGCGUUUCUUUUAACUUUCUAACAAAUGUUAAAAGAGACAACUGCCAGCUGAAUAAAGAGGACAGAUUUCAAAGGCCUGGCUCAAUGAAAGCACUACACGGAUCUCAGUAUUAUGAUCUUAUGACCGGCUACAGAGUUCAGGUACAAGUAUUCUUAAUUUUUGCGACGUUUGAGCGGAACUUAACAUUUUUCCUCAAAAUAUGAUAGCAGGUUACUUUAAACUUCGCUGAGCAUUGCACAUGGAUCGUUAUUAUUGAUAUCUUGAAUAUACACACGACCAGCGGAUAUUACUGAGCUUUAUGGGAUCGAUAUUACCGGAAUGGGCCCUAUGGAGGUUUCAACCCCAGCUCCGUUAUUCAGUAUUUUGUGAGAACAUUUACGCUCAGAGAGUCUCUCUCUCCACCCAGGGUAGCCAAAUGCUGGGGGUAGCCAGUGGUGGACAGUCAACCAUUCAAAGAGGAAAAGCAGUUUAGUGGCUUCAUACAUGAAAAUCAAAAUAUGCGAAAAUUCGUAUGUAAUUCAACCUUAGCCUGCAGCACGCUUCUCUUUCUUCCAGCGUUUUUCGGAAAAAUAAAGGCGAGCGCGAGGCGAAUGCAAGCAAUUGCGAGGCGAGCGCGAGAAAAGGCGUGAAGGGUAAUACACGCGCAUUCAGGAGUUUAUCUUUGCGCUUGUUUUCUCGCUUGUAACUCGCCCCUCACGCUUUUUUUCACUCCUGCCUUAUGUUUGCCUACGCUCGCCCGAAAAUACAUAGAAAUUGACGCUUAUCCCGUAGACUUAUAAAGUUUUGAUAUUUGAACGAUAAAAUAUCUGUAAAUGUUAAAGAAAUUAUUGGCUUUUGACCCACUCUACUAUCCCGCUCAUUGAGAUUUUGAAAUAUGGCUUCGGACCCGUUAAGUUAUCCGGAAUUUCGACAAGCGGCCAGUUAGCUCCUUAGUUCCGGGGUCUGACGCGCUCACAGUUGGGUCACGCGACCCUCCAAACCAUCCAUUUCUUUUUCAUAAAUAUAAGCCAAUCAGCCGAGUCCGCGUUAGAAUGUAGCUAUGUUAUAAAACCAAAUGGCCCAUGUGAGGGACAGUAGGACAGUAACAAUAGUGUUAACUCCUGAAUCUAUUAAAUUUGUGGACUCAAAUCAAGCCAUUACAGAAUAUGCUAACCAUGUUGAUAUAUCCUUUAGGGCCGAGAUCAGCCGUGUCUUAAUGGUGGAUUAUUGCGAAAAAGCUGCGACUUGAUGGGAACAUUCUUUGUCUGUGAUUGUGCUAAGGGAUUUGUUGGUCAGUUUUGUCAACAUGGUGAGAUAUCACUUGUUAUAAUCCAUCGAAUAUCUUUGCUCACACGCGAUCGGUCCAAACGCAUCCCGUGACCGAAUAUCCCCCAGCUAAAACUGGGGGAUAUCCGACCAUCGGAUAAGGAAAUCACAGAGUUUUCAUUGGCUUAGCCAUCAUGGGUUAGGAGCCAUUAUGCCAUGCGUGUGCAUGAGGACGAUUUAAACCGAAAGUUUUUUUAUACGUGGUACACUCCGUUUGUUCUUACAGAAUAAAGUUGGGAAGAUUUAUCAAUAUUUUGGGGAGUUUUUAAUAAAAACGUUAUUCCACUCGCACAUGUUGGAUAUAGGAUGAUUAUAGCCAACUCGGCCUUACGGGCCACGUUGGCUAUUCAUUAUCUUAUAUGCAACAAGCGCUGGCGGAGUAGUGAAAUAUACCUCAAAUGAUAUUUCCUAAUUUUCAAACCUUAUGUCCAAUAUGGAAAACUCUGCGCACAAAAUUUAAUUCAAGAUCAAAGAACAUUGAGUGGCUAUACAGAAUGAGGAAUAUAUAUUUUUUUGUUCGUAAAAUCGUACCAAAUAACACUGAAAAGCGAACAUCUGAAGCCGUAAAGGAAUAUAUCUUUUUUUGUUCGUAAAAUCGUACCAAAUAACACUGAAAAGCGAACAUCUGAAGCCGUAAACAGUUAGCUGUUCGUAAACAAUUUUCCCGCGCGUUGACCGAUAUAUUUGAAGGACAACACAAAAGCCUCCAUUUGGCCUGAAGAAAUGCUCGCGUAUUUGUCUUUGAACAUUAUCUGGUCCUCAAAGCGCAUCUCGGGAAAGGUAAUGUCCGCGGACAAAUAUCCAUGUAUAUUUUUGCGACAAAUGGAGGCGGUUAGCGGGCGAUUGUUGAUAGACCAUUAACCAAUUAUCGAGAGGCAUAUUGACUAGGCUAUCUAUAGUACAUCUUAUCCCUUUUGUUUCGUUGUAUAACACUUGAUUAAAAUGCACUUCGACAUACAGAUUGUCAGCAAGUUCUUGGCAUGGAGAGCGGCAUUAUCUCGGACGGACAAAUCAGCGCCUCUUCCGAGUGGCAUACCGGCAAGUUUGGGGUCAACAUGAGCAGACUGAAUAGCCCUAGAUCCUGGAAAUCCGGCACCAAAGAUAACUACCAAUGGCUGCAGAUUGACCUGGGCAAUCCACUGACCACAAUAACACGUGUCGCCACACAGGGAAGGGAGAAUUCACAGAACCCACAGUGGGUGACUAAAUACCAGUUGCAGUACAGUGUUAAUGGAAUAAGUUUUCUGUACUACAAAGAACGCGGACAAAACCUACCUAAGGUUGGUGAGCCUGCGUUGACAACUCGGCAGUUUUUAUACAUAUUUUCAAGGCUUAAUUUGAGGAACUGAUCUCAUUGUGACCAUUUCAAAAACGAAUGCAAAAUUGUCAUGGUUGAGAGAGUAAGCAUUAAAUUUCUCCCAACUGUAUCACCCCUAAAUCAAAUAUUAGGGUCAUGAGAAUGAAGGAAAUGAUCAAGAACUCGAGAAGCUUAUGAUUGUUAGACAAAUUCUCCUAGUAAGUGCCAUAAGAAAUGUAUAGAGAACAGUCUGGAGAAAUUGCAUACUUAUCGCUAACGCAAGGUGGUCGAAAUCACUCGUGCCUAGUAAGAACGAUGGCCUGUGACACUGGCAAGGAGGCCAUCAGACAUGGUCCAACAACCUCAGAGAGGUAAACUAGCAGUCUAUUAACUGCCGUUAAUAGACUGAUAAAUGCCGUAAAAUGGGCGGAAUAAACUUAGCUUGGGCUGCGAGCAGGUCCUCAUCAUCAGAACGUCGACAAAAACGUUUUUUUCGAAAGCAUGAAGCCUAAAGCAAUGUUAGCCGUCGAUAAGUCUGCUAGGAGUCGAGCACUGAUAAUGAUAGACUGGUUUAGCAAGACGACGGGAACAUCAUUCCAGAACGGGACAGAACGGGAAAGCGCGCGGAUAGUCUGGACACGACUCUUUUUCGACUUCCGUUGAUGGUGUUGCCGCUCUCUGUCCCCAACAGGUUCAGGACUUCAUUUCGCUACCGAGUUAAUAUUUUUCAGUGGCAGAAGCUGGCUAACCCCUACCCGACUCGUCUUAAAUCUUCCCGUGUGAGGAAAAAACCCGCGUUUUGCACAACCUUGCUUAGGAACCUGCUUGAAAGCUUAACUUAGCCUAGCUAUACUAGAGUAAAAGGGGAGGACUACAACAUUUACAACCCCUAAAAUUAUAUUUUUUUCAUUCCCUGCCAUAGAAUUUCUCCGGAAAUACAGACAGAGCCACCAUUGUCUAUAAUGAUCUGAGCCCACCAAUCAGAACACGUUUGAUCCGUUUUCGACCAGUAGUUUGGAACUAUACAAUAGCGAUGAGAGUGGAGCUGUAUGGUUGCCAUGGUAAUGAAGAGCAUCUUUAA